Molecule: messenger RNA, 5328 nt
Organism: Choloepus didactylus (southern two-toed sloth)
Lineage: Eukaryota; Metazoa; Chordata; Mammalia; Pilosa; Megalonychidae
Gene: LRIG1
Product: leucine rich repeats and immunoglobulin like domains 1
Exons: 19
Coding region: 639-3944 (1101 amino acids)
Molecular function (GO): protein binding
Source: RefSeq, a predicted model, not a curated record
UGGGCCGUGGGGAGGCUCGCGGCAAGCCGCUGAUUGUUCCUGCCGCGAGGUCGGCGGGGCUCGCGUAGCGCAGGGGAGUUAUGUGGAGCCCGUGAUUGCCCGCGCGCUCUGCCCGCGGCGCUGGGACAGCCAGGCUCACGGGGCACGCCGAGCGGGGGCGGCCGUGUCGGCCAGCUCCGGAACUGCAGCUCUGCGCACCUAGCCGAGAGGAAGAUGCCCGCGGGUGCCGAGCUCAGGCUGCGAAGCUGAGCGCCUUCCUCCCUGCAGCGGCAGCAGCACCGCCUUCGGCUGGUGGCGGCACUUGGCGUCCGCCGGGACUCCGGAGCCAGUCCGGAGCGCAGCGAGAGGACGAGGAGCGUCGGCCGAGCAUCCCUCGCCUGGAUUCGUGGGGUUCGCAGCGAGCGCGGGCGGGUCGGCCCGGAUGGGCGCACGAUUCGCGGCCCCCGCCGGACGCUGCGGAGCGGCCGGGGCACCGGGGGCCCGCUGAGCGCUGCUGCCGCGGACAGAACUUGUGCCAGAGGCCAUGUCCCGGCGCGGAGUCUAGUGCCGAACGGAGCCCCCGCGGGCCUGCUCGCGUCUGCGACCGCCCGGGACCUCUCAACCCCCUCGCCCGGAGUUCGCAGCGCGCUCCAGACAAGAUGGCGCGGCCGGCCUGGGGAGUGUUCGGGGCCCCGCGCCGUUCGCCUUGCCUUCUCCUGUGGCUGCUGCUGGUUUGGCUGGAGCCGGCGACGACUGUGGCCGGCCUGCGGGCGCCCUGCGCCGCCGCCUGCGCUUGCGCUGGGGACUCGCUGGACUGCGGCGGGCGCGGGCUGGCGGCGCUGCCCCGGGACCUGCCCGCCUGGACGCAGAGCCUAAACCUGAGUUACAACAAACUUGCUGAGAUUGACCCUACUGCUUUUGAGGACUUGCCAAAUCUACAGGAAGUGUACCUCAAUAGUAACGAGUUGACAGCCAUACCAUCCCUGGGUGCUGCUUCUUCUCACAUCAUCUCUCUCUUUCUGCAAAACAAUAAGAUUCGCAGCGUGGAGGGGAGUCAGUUGCAGCCUUACCUUUCCUUAGAAGCGCUGGAUCUGAGUUCAAACAACAUCACGGAAAUCCGGAGCAGCUGCUUUCCACAUGGGCUGCAAAUAAAGGAGCUUAACCUGGCGAGCAAUCGGAUUGGCACCCUGGAGUCAGGGGCAUUUGAUGGUCUGUCCCGGUCGCUGCUCACGCUCCGCCUGAGCAAGAACAGGAUCACCCAGCUUCCUGUGAAGGCAUUCAAGCUGCCCCGGCUGACCCAGCUGGACCUCAAUCGGAAUCGGAUCCGGCUAAUCGAAGGCCUGACGUUCCAGGGGCUCGACAGUUUGGAGGUGCUGAAGCUUCAGCGGAACAAUAUCAGCAAGCUGACAGACGGGGCCUUUUGGGGGCUGUCCAGGAUGCACGUGCUGCACUUGGAGUACAACAGCCUGGUGGAGGUGAACAGCGGGUCGCUCUAUGGCCUCACGGCCCUGCACCAGCUCCACCUCAGUAACAACUCCAUCUCUCGGAUUAACCGCGACGGCUGGAGCUUCUGCCAGAGGCUGCACGAGCUGAUUCUGUCCUACAACAACCUCACCCGGCUGGAUGAGGAGAGCCUGGCUGACCUGAGUAGCCUCAACGUCCUGCGCCUCAGCCAUAACUCCAUCAGCCAUAUCGCAGAAGGCGCCUUCAAGGGACUCAAAAACCUGCGAAUCUUGGAUCUGGACCAUAACGAGAUUUCAGGCACAAUAGAGGACACCAGUGGAGCUUUCACAGGGCUCGAGAGCCUGAGCAAGCUGACUCUGUUUGGAAACAAGAUCAAGUCCGUGGCUAAGAGAGCAUUCUUGGGGCUGGAAGGCCUGGAGCACCUGAACCUUGGAGAGAAUGCCAUCAGAUCUGUCCAGUUUGAUGCCUUUGUGAAGAUGAAGAAUCUUAAAGAGCUCCAUCUCAGCAGUGACAGCUUCCUGUGUGACUGCCAGCUGAAAUGGUUACCCCCAUGGCUAAUGGGGAGGAUGUUGCAAGCCUUCGUCACAGCCACCUGUGCCCACCCAGAAUCACUGAAGGGCCAGAGCAUUUUCUCUGUGCUGCCAGAGAGUUUCGUGUGUGAUGACUUCCCAAAGCCCCAGAUCAUCACCCAGCCAGAGACCACCAUGGCUGUGGUGGGCAAGGACAUCCGGUUCACGUGUUCGGCGGCCAGCAGCAGCAGCUCCCCUAUGACUUUUGCCUGGAAGAAGGACAAUGAAGUCUUGGCCAAUGCUGACAUGGAGAACUUCGCCCACGUCCGUGCUCAGGAUGGAGAGGUGAUGGAGUACACCACCAUUUUGCAUCUCCGUCACGUCACUUUUGGGCAUGAGGGCCGCUACCAAUGCAUCAUCACCAACCACUUCGGCUCCACCUACUCGCACAAGGCCAGGCUCACUGUGAAUGUGUUGCCAUCAUUCACCAAAAUGCCCCACGACAUUGCGAUCCGGACUGGCACCAUGGCCCGCCUCGAAUGUGCUGCCAUUGGCCACCCUAACCCCCAGAUUGCCUGGCAGAAGGAUGGAGGCACAGACUUCCCUGCUGCUCGGGAGCGACGCAUGCACGUCAUGCCAGAUGACGACGUGUUUUUCAUCACCGAUGUGAAAAUAGAUGACAUGGGGGUUUACAGCUGCACUGCCCAGAACUCCGCAGGCUCCAUUUCAGCUAAUGCCACCCUGACUGUCUUAGAAACUCCAUCCUUGGUGGUACCCUUGGAAGACUGUGUGGUGUCUGUUGGGGAAACAGUGGCACUUCAGUGCAAAGCAACUGGGAGCCCUCCGCCCCGCAUCACCUGGCUCAAGGGAAACCACCCUGUGAGCCUCACUGAGCGGCACCACUUCACCCCUGGCAACCAGCUGCUUGUUGUUCAGAACGUGGUGGCGGAGGACGCAGGCAGGUACACCUGUGAGAUGUCCAAUGCCCUGGGCACGGAGCGUGCUCACAGCCAGGUGAGCGUCUUACCCAGCUCAGGCUGCAGGAAGGACGGGACCACCGUGGGCAUCUUCACCAUUGCCGUGGUGUGCAGCAUUGUCCUCACAUCCCUGGUCUGGGUGUGCAUCAUCUACCAAACCAGGAAGAAAAGUGAAGAAUACAGCGUCACCAACACAGAUGAAACCGUCGUGCUGCCUGAUGUUCCCAGCUACCUCUCUUCUCAGGGGACCCUUUCUGAUCGACAGGAAACAGUGCUCAAGAGUGAGAGUGGCCAUCAAGCAAAUGGGCACAUUGACAGCAAUGGUGUUUGUCCAAGAGAUGCAAGCCUCUUUCCAGAGGUUGACACUCAUGGCGUUCCAUGCAGGCAGCCAAAACUCUGUGCUGGAUGUAAUAAAGAGCCAUGGAAAGUGAUGGAGCAGGCUGAUGGGACACCUUGCCCACAUAAGAUGGAGCACAGUGGCCCAGCUCUUUGUAGUGAUUGCAACACUGAUGUGGACAGUCACUCCACGGAACAAGCCUUCUAUCCUCUGUCUGGGUCCAGAGACAGUACACAGACCAGUAUGCUGAGCAGCCAGGAGCACAGUCGGAGUGACCGAGAACAUUCUGCAUGUCACCCGAACAGUGGAACUGUUGGUGGGUCCCACACUGACUGCAGGGGUUCCCUCUACCCCAGCAACCAUGACAGAAUGCUGACAUCCUCGAAGAAAAAGUCAAUAGCACCUCUCGAUGGAAAAGGAGCUGCUGCUUGGACUUUAGCAAGGUUCUGUGAGCCGGACUCCAUAGAUCUACAGCCUUCAUCUGUGCUACCUUCAGGCAAUCCUGAGCUCACAGAAGACUCCUCAGGUUUUCCUAACAUCCCCAGUGAAGGCCAGCACUUGCUUCUUUCCAAUGGGCACCUCCCCAAGGCAUGUGACUCCAGUCCUGAGUCCACACCACUGAAAGGACAACUCCCGGGGGCACGGAGCGGGCCACUGCUGUUUGCACCGAAAAUCUAGGCUUUGUCUACCUCAGCUCUUGUCUGAUCAAUCGCUUGCAGGAAAGAGAGGUAGGAGAGGCUGUGAGGAAGCUUGGAUUCAAGCGUCACUGAUUUGUACAUAGUUUUAACUUCCAUGUGGAGUGUCAGCAGUUCAAGGGACUUGCAUCUGAAGCACAGAAAAAGCAAGAGGCUAUUGUGUACAAAAGGCAGAAAAAGUAUUUGAUACCACUGUACAUAAGAGUUUUCAGAGAUUUCAUAUAUAUUAUAUAUCUUUUACAGAGGCUAUUUUAAUCUUUAGUGCAUGGUUAACAGAUGUCAGACAAUUUUGGCAAUAUUAUUUUUCAUUAUCGUCAGGUUGCUGUUUGAUUUGGGGUGGGGGGAAUAGUUUCGGUGCCUUAAUGCAUGCAUAGAAGCUGAAACCACAUUUGUCCCCAGUAGUUUUGGUGAGGUGGGAAGGAGGGAGAGUCCUUGCAUUGGUAUUGCACUUCAAAGGACCAGAACCCCAGGAUGCUUUACUUGCAGAGAUUCCAUCGGAGUAGGAAGUAACUUCCUACCUGUUGCUCACAUGUGGAUGCUCUUGCUGCAGACCUCCCUGUGGCAUCCAGAUGCCUGUGUAAAAUUACCCUUGCAGUGAAUAACUUGUAGACUUACCUUAUUUCUUUAACAAGUAGAAUGAGGGCUGUCAAUCCACCAGAAGCAAUUGGUCAGCAUAAUUUAGCGCUGCCUUUUUUUCCUUCUUUGAAGCUUAUUUUAUGAUAACAAAUGUGGUUUUUGUCCUUUUAGGCUUUUUAUUAUGGUAAAGGCUGCUGGUGUUGGUACCUGUGGAUUUUUCAAUAGUGAUGUCUUAGUUCUGCCAAUAUACUUCAUAUUAUCCUGGCCUUAGGGGAGAAAAAGGAUACAGUUCUUACUGUUUCAGGGCUAGCUUAUUUUCUACUGAGGAUCCAGAGUGGGACUGUACAAGAUUUAGCUUUUGACCUGGGUUCUGGGUGUAUUUGCACUUUUGAGACCUGUAACUAACCAUCUCGUGAGUGCCAAUGAGAAAUAAAGUAAACAUCAAAUUCAAACAGACAAGGUCCUUAAAAUCUCAGACAGCAUGCUCCUUCAGCCAAAGAGCUGAAGGGUGGUAUUGACAAAACAGUUACCUAUUUUAAAUUUUACUGUCUGGUCACCACUGUUCCAAAAGGUAUUUUCUCAACAGUUAACUGAUUGUUACUUCCACAAAAUAUGUGAAUCUGCUGCUUCUGAGAGGCAAUGUGAAAGAGGAAGUAUUACUUUUAUGUACAAAGUUAUUUAUUUAUAGAAAUUUUGGUACAAUGUACAUUGGAAAAAAACAUGUAAAAUAUUAAAGUGUUUAACAAAUGGCAUUGAAGUGUGUUUAAUAAAGGUUCAUUUAUAAAUGUUAA